AUGGCGGCGGCGGCGGCGGAGCGCGGCCGCGAUGGCAGCUGCCACUUCCAGCGUUCCCGGCUCAUCUGGAUGGUCGCCAUCAUCUUGGGCAUGAUCCUCCUCGGCUGGGUAACGCUUUGGCCUUCAACUAUACCUUAUAGUUACUUGGGAUUAUUUGGUACCUUCCUUAAUUAUUUGGUGGAACACCACCACAAAUGGGUAUGCUACGGGUUCUGGGUAUCCUGGUUGAUUCACAUAGUGGAAGCCCUCUACGGUAUUAAGUUAUGCCAAGCUAAAGGAAUCACCGACCCGGCUAUUCAGUUUCAGUGGUUUGUUCAGACCCUGUUAUUUGGAUAUGCUUCCUUCGGUCUCCUGGUGUCUUACAAGCCUGCAGACAAGAAGCAGUACUAGAAGACAAUGAAAGAAGUCACUUCUCACAUACUUCAUCUCAUUUUUCUGAAAAGACCUCCACAUAUGUAUCUAGGUGCUGAAAUUAGCUAAAUUACAUUCCUGCUGCAUGAUGCAGUGCCCUCCUACCCAAGCAACUCUCCUCUUACUAAGCAACGCAACUAAAAUUCACAGAGCCCUGUGGAUAGUUCAGUAGAAAAUCAUAACUUCAGUCUUGGCACUGACAAAUUUUAAUCCUAUUUGUUAGGCAAGAAGCCAAAAGUUGCUCCUCUGCAGAUUUUGACAUGUAUACUCUGUCACUGAGAGCUGGUAGCAGUGGUUGAUAAAUUACCUUUUCAUGAGGAGAAUUGUUCUUCUGCAACAGGGAGGGUUAUUUACAUCCACAAGGCAGCUUGCAUGUGUUUUGUAAUAGGAUUUAAAUUUACCUAUAUUUUCUCUAUGGGACUGACAUUGUUGUGAAAGCCUGCUCUUUGCACUUUGUUUUGUCUGCUUACUUUGUUCCCCAGAGGACAGACCACUGUACUGCUGCAGGCACAUUGAAAAGACCAGGUCUCAGCUCAGGCUGAGGUACAGUGAGCUUGGAUACAUGAAGCACUUUAACUUGGUUUAAUACAAGUGCCUUAAAAUUCAUGCAGCAUGACCUCAUCUUUGUAAUGAAGACUUUAAGUUAUGAGUUAUUAUAGUAUAAAGUAGUUUUGAAGGCAGCUUUUUUGAAGAGUGAUUUAUUAUCCAAAGAAAAAAAUCAUUCAAAAACCUAGCUGAGAAAUUGAUAUUUGGGAAUGAAAUUAGAUGUAAUGAAUAAAUAUACUACUGAUUCCCAGCUGCUGGUCUUCUGAAACCUAAGGUUGAGAGACCAUCAUAAGCACACCUCAAGAGUAUUUCCUGUAUGUGUAGUGAGUCUUCCAUCAGACUGUCUUUUAAAUAUUUGAACAAGAAUUUAGCCUGUGUAGUUUUAGCACUUUUAAAAGGAAUAACUAUUUAAAGUACUAACUCUGGUGUGGGGAGAAGUUUUAUCAUGCCAUUUGCCAUGGUACUGUUCUGGAAGAAAGGGUAAGAAAAGGUUGUUCUUUAAGGGCUCCACAAGGUGGUAACAAAUAACUUCGUGCCUUGUGCAGUAUCUGCAGGCUGUAACACUUUGAUGUGGGAAGCCUUAUUCAAGCACAGAUACAUAAAGUUUUUGCUUUCGGUGGGUACUAAAAGCAUGAAGAACUGAAGGGUUUUGAAAUGGUCUGUUUGUAGUUUGGGUUUUGUUGUUUAAUGGCAAACUGUUAAACAUUUUAUAGAGAAGUAGAAACUCAUUUAGCGGCUAGAAAUCCAACAGGAAUGUCAAGAGCCUGAGCUACAUUUUACUGUGUAACCUUUUGUCUUAGUCUGUGACCCUGGAAUAAAGAUUUUUGAAAAGUGAA
Molecule: messenger RNA, 1793 nt
Organism: Passer montanus (Eurasian tree sparrow)
Lineage: Eukaryota; Metazoa; Chordata; Aves; Passeriformes; Passeridae
Gene: TMEM254
Product: transmembrane protein 254
Exons: 4
Coding region: 1-390 (129 amino acids)
Source: RefSeq, a predicted model, not a curated record